AGUAAGAGAAUUUGUGGUACCAUAUCCAAAUUUUGCGUUUUUUGGAUUUUUUUUUUUUUAAACUGUGCCUCGUUUGUUUUGUUAGGCAGAAUGUGCGUACUUGUCACGUGUUGCGCCACGUGUUCCUGAAACGAUACCACGUUUGAUUGGCCGUAUAAUCACGAAAUUGCGCCGUGAUGGUGAUACUCAUGCUGCAUUCAAUGGACGCCUUUUUUCGUCGCUAAAAUCUCAUGUUGAUGAUGUUGAAAAAGAUGAGAAGAAGAGAACUGGCUUUGCAAUGAUCAUGCAUGUUAUGAAAGAUUACUUUGUCCCAGCGAAAUUUCCACCAAAAGAAGAAAUUUUUGAAAUUUUUUGCAAAACUUUCUGGCUUGGAUCAUAG
Gongylonema pulchrum is the source of this 379-nucleotide messenger RNA. The record is from the annotation of a GenBank genome assembly. Lineage: Eukaryota; Metazoa; Nematoda; Chromadorea; Rhabditida; Gongylonematidae.